CGCCCACUCGUCCUCUCGGCUCUCGUCCAGACGCCCAGUCGCCCUAGCCAUAGGCCCCUAGCCCUAGCACAGCAGCACAACAGCGCCGCCCCCCGCCCCCGGUGGCCCGGCCCCCCGCCCGUUCACCCGCGCAACCGCGCCGCGCGACCCGCGUCCGGCGGCCGCCCAUCGCCAGUGCCGUGACACGUCACUCCGACGCCGUCGCCACCAAAUCUCCUGGCAACGCCUCACGUCUUCUAGUUCUAAUUCCAGCCUCACUGCUGCCAUCACCUCCGCCUGCUGUGUGUCUUCCACCUCGCGCUGCCAAAGCCGACAAACCCUAGCCCAACUCUCCCUACCCUCGCCCAUCCCACUCCUUUCGUCCGAUUCGUGGAGGCGACGGAGGGGCUAAGGCAUGACGACCGAUGGGCAGCUCAGGGAGUGGGUCUCCGACAAGCUCAUGAGCCUCUUGGGCUACUCCAAGAGCGUCGUCGUUCAGUACGUCAUCAGGCUUGCGAAGGAGUGCUCUUCACCCGGUGACCUCGUGGGCAAGCUUGUUGAGUUUGGGUUCAGCUCGUCUGCGGAGACCCGCACCUUCGCGUCGGAUGUCUACGCCAAGGUUCCCCGCAGGGCCAGCGGCAUCAGUAAUUACCAGAAACAGGAGAGGGAGGCGGCAAAGCUUGUCCAGAAACAGAGUACUUACAAGCUGUUGGUCAACGAGGAUGACAAUACUGACAACCAGACACUGGCAAGUCAAAAGACCUCAACAAAUCCAUCAUCUAAGAGUCGGAAGCAUUUCAGGAGGAAAGCAGAUCAAGACAGUGAUGGUGAUGAAGUAGUGGCAACAGAUUCUGGAAGGAAUGUCCGUCGACGAACAGAAGAGGAGGAUGAAGAAGGUGGCAUCGGCAGUUCUGAUGAAGAGAAAGAAAUGAUUAGAGAUCAGCAGGAAAAGGCUCAGCUAGAAAGAAACAUGAGAGAAAGAGAUGCAGCUAACACAAGGAAGUUGAUGGAGCGACAAUUAUCUAAGGAAGAACAAGAGGAACUUACUAGGAAAUCUCAAGCAAUGGACAACAAUGACACAUCUGAUCUGAGAAAAUUCUCAAGGCAAGCGUACCUGCAAAAGCGACGAGACAAAAAAAUUGAGGAAAUUCGUGAUGAAAUUCUGGACCACCAGUACAUUUUUCAGGAUCUGAAACUAACAGAGGCAGAAGAAAAGGAGUUGAGAUACAAGAUGAAGAUAUAUGAUCUUGUCAAGGAACAUGUUGAGACUCCUGAUGAUGUUGGUGCGUACAAAAUGCCUGAAGCUUAUGACAUGGGCGAAAAUGUCAAUCAAGAGAAGAGAUUCGCUGUGGCCAUGCAACGGUACAAAGAUCCUAAGGCCAAUGAUAAAAUGAACCCUUUUGCUGAACAGGAAGCAUGGGAAGAACACCAAAUAGGAAAAUCGAAACUGCAAUUUGGAUCCAAAGAUAAGAAGCCGUCUUCAGAUGAGUAUCAGUAUGUAUUUGAAGAUACGAUUGAUUUUGUUAAAUCAUCAGUCAUAGAAGGAACCCAGCCUGAAGAUGAUUCAGAUAAAGAAGACGUUGAAGCAAAAGAUAUUUUGAAAAGGGAGCUCCAGGAUGAGCGAAAGACACUUCCAAUUUUCAAAUUUAGGGAUGAACUGCUUAAGGCUGUAGAAGAGUAUCAGGUUAUCGUCAUAGUGGGUGAGACUGGGUCCGGUAAAACAACACAAAUACCUCAGUUCCUUCAUGAGUCUGGUUAUACUGCAAAAGGAAAGGUUGCAUGUACUCAACCUCGUCGAGUAGCUGCCAUGAGUGUUGCAGCAAGAGUAUCUCAAGAAAUGGGUGUUAAACUUGGGCAUGAGGUUGGUUACUCUAUAAGAUUUGAGGAUUGCACUUCAGAUAAAACAAUUAUUAAGUACAUGACUGAUGGAAUGCUUCUAAGGGAGUUCCUUGGUGAACCAGAUUUGGCUAGCUAUAGUGUUGUCAUGGUUGACGAGGCUCAUGAGCGUACCCUCUCCACUGAUAUCUUAUUUGGUCUAGUGAAGGAUAUUUCUCGUUUUCGACCAGAUCUGAAGUUGCUCAUUUCUAGUGCCACCCUUGAUGCAGAAAAAUUUAGUGACUACUUUGAUUCAGCUCCUAUUUUCAAGAUACCUGGGAGGCGAUACCCGGUUGAAAUUCAUUAUACAAAAGCUCCAGAGGCUGAUUACAUAGAUGCAGCAAUUGUCACUGUUUUACAGAUACAUGUUACCCAAUCCCCUGGCGAUAUCCUGGUGUUUCUCACAGGUCAGGAGGAAAUUGAAACAGUUGAUGAAAUCCUUAAACACAGAACAAGGGGCUUAGGCACCAAAAUCUCAGAAUUAAUUAUAUGUCCUAUUUAUGCAAAUCUGCCUACCGAGCUUCAAGCUAAGAUAUUUGAGCCAACCCCUGAGGGUGCCCGUAAGGUGGUUCUGGCCACUAAUAUAGCAGAGACUUCAUUAACCAUUGAUGGUAUAAAAUAUGUUAUUGAUCCUGGCUUUUGUAAGAUCAAAUCAUACAAUCCCCGCACAGGAAUGGAAUCUCUACUUAUUAAUCCCAUCUCAAAAGCUUCGGCAAACCAGAGGGCUGGAAGAUCUGGACGCACUGGACCCGGAAAAUGCUUCCGUCUAUACACGAGUUACAACUACAUGCACGACCUAGAAGAUAAUACUGUUCCAGAGAUCCAACGAACCAAUCUUGCGAAUGUUGUGCUUACACUCAAGAGUCUUGGUAUUCAUGACUUGGUUAACUUUGACUUCAUGGAUCCACCCCCAUCAGAAGCCCUAUUAAGGGCUCUGGAACAACUUUUUGCUCUCAGUGCACUCAACAGUCGUGGGGAGUUGACCAAGACUGGAAGAAGAAUGGCAGAAUUUCCACUGGAUCCUAUGUUGUCGAAGAUGAUAGUUGCUUCAGAGAAAUAUAAGUGUUCUGAUGAGAUCAUCUCCAUUGCCUCCAUGUUGUCAAUUGGCAAUUCUAUAUUUUAUCGUCCGAAGGACAAACAAGUUCAUGCAGAUAAUGCAAGGUUGAAUUUCCACACUGGCAAUGUUGGGGACCAUAUAGCACUACUAAAUGUGUAUAAUUCUUGGAAAGAAACAGACUAUUCAACUCAAUGGUGUUAUGAAAACUAUAUACAGGUGCGCAGCAUGAAGAGGGCAAGAGAUAUUCGGGAUCAACUAGAUGGGCUUAUGGAAAGAGUUGAGAUUGAGAUUUGCUCAAACACCAGUGAUUUAGAUGCUAUUAAAAAAGCUAUAACAUCAGGUUUCUUCCAUCACUCUGCACGGUUGCAGAGGGAUGGUACAUAUAAGACUGUCAAGAACCCUCAGACCGUGCAUAUCCAUCCUAGUUCAGGAUUAGCGGAGGUACGUCCGCGGUGGGUAGUGUACCACGAAUUAGUUCUCACGACGAAAGAGUUUAUGCGCCAGGUGACGGAACUGAAGCCUGAAUGGCUGGUAGAGAUAGCACCACAUUAUUACCAACUAAAGGAUGUGGAAGACUCCGGAACAAAGAAGUUACCGAAGGGCCAAGGACGAGCUGCAUUGUAGCUAUGAUACAUGAAGUUUCGAUGGAUGUAUUGUGUUGGACUCAUCGUAGGAGCAUCAUAGGAUGUAUAUAACUCCUUAUAUCACGAACAGGAUACAAGAUGUCACUUUUCAUUGCCCUGCUUAGGUUUCAGAGUAAGCUGAUUGUGAAUGUAAAUUGUGACACGAAGACAUGCAUGUGAACCGCUAUAAUUGUC
Zea mays is the source of this 3729-nucleotide messenger RNA. RefSeq lists its product as uncharacterized. Bases 395 to 3535 code for a protein of 1046 amino acids. Gene Ontology annotation, molecular function: RNA binding; helicase activity; ATP binding. The record is from RefSeq and is marked validated. The transcript is spliced from 27 exons. Lineage: Eukaryota; Viridiplantae; Streptophyta; Magnoliopsida; Poales; Poaceae. Gene Ontology annotation, cellular component: catalytic step 2 spliceosome; intracellular anatomical structure.